ACCCGCCAACAGCUCUCAGAACCGCUAAAACUAAUCUCUGAGGACCGUGUGGGCCACUUGAGACUGCACUUCGCGUUCAAUUCCAAUCAGUCUGAAUCAUGAGGGAGAUAGUUCAUCUUCAGGCCGGCCAGUGCGGCAAUCAAAUCGGAGCCAAGUUCUGGGAGGUAAUUUCCGAGGAGCACGGCAUCGACCAGACCGGUAUUUAUCACGGUGACAGUGAUCUUCAGUUGGAAAGAAUUUCUGUCUACUACAAUGAGGCAUCCGUCGCAACAGCCACAAAUGGUGGUAAAUACGUGCCCCGCGCGAUUCUCCUGGACCUCGAGCCGGGAACAAUGGACGCAGUGCGUUCGGGGGCGUACGGCAAGCUGUUCCGCCCCGACAACUUCGUAUUCGGUCAGUCGGGCGCGGGCAACAACUGGGCCAAGGGCCACUACACCGAGGGAGCGGAGCUAGUGGACUCAGUGCUCGACGUAGUCCGCAAGGAGUGCGAGAACUGCGACUGCCUGCAGGGCUUCCAGCUGACGCACUCCCUGGGCGGCGGCACUGGCUCAGGAAUGGGCACCCUCCUCAUCUCCAAGAUCCGCGAGGAGUACCCAGACAGAAUAAUGAACACCUACUCAGUGAUGCCAUCGCCGAAGGUGUCCGACACUGUUGUCGAGCCGUACAACGCGACCCUCUCGGUGCACCAACUGGUGGAGAACACCGACGAGACCUACUGCAUCGACAACGAGGCCCUCUACGACAUCUGCUUCCGCACCCUGAAGGUGGCGAACCCCUCCUACGGGGACUUGAAUCACCUCGUGUCCCUCACCAUGUCCGGCGUCACCACGUGCCUGAGAUUUCCCGGACAGCUCAAUGCGGACCUGAGGAAAUUGGCAGUGAACAUGGUGCCCUUCCCCCGCCUCCACUUCUUCAUGCCAGGCUUCGCGCCCCUGACGUCGCGCUCAAUGCAGCAGUACUCGGCGCUAUCAGUCCCCGAACUCACUCAGCAGAUGUUCGACGCCAAGAACAUGAUGGCAGCCUGCGACCCACGUCACGGCAGAUACCUGACUGUUGCCGCUGUCUUCCGGGGGAGAAUGUCGAUGAAGGAAGUCGACGAGCAGAUGCUCAGCGUCCAGAACAAGAACAGCUCGUACUUCGUCGAGUGGAUUCCAAACAACGUGAAGACCGCGUGCUGCGAUAUUCCGCCGAAGGGACUCAAGAUGUCAUCCACUUUCAUCGGCAAUACCACGGCCAUUCAGGAGCUGUUCAAGCGCAUUUCGGAACAGUUCACUGCCAUGUUCAGGAGAAAGGCCUUUCUGCACUGGUACACCGGGGAGGGAAUGGACGAGAUGGAGUUCACUGAGGCCGAGUCCAAUAUGAAUGAUCUGGUGUCUGAGUACCAGCAGUACCAGGAGGCCACUGCUGAGGAGGACUUCGAGGCUGAGGAGGGCGCUGAUGACUUUGAGACUUGCGAACAGGAGUGAAGAGAGACUGAUUUCUAUUUUAUUUAAUGGUAUUCUAGGUCACCUGGUCAAUUUUGAAUUGAUCAUUUUUGUCAUUUUUUUAGAUGUUCUAUCGUUUCGCUGCGCAAUUAGACUUCUGAGUGGAGUUUUCGUACUUUUUAUAAGAAUGUCAAUGUUUUUUGUUCGUUAGAAAUGGAGCUUUGGGGGGAAUGUGUGUGAUACAGCUGAUUACCAAGGAGACAGUUAUGAUAUUCCUUAUGAUUACAAUAUUUCGAGUUAUGUGGAGCAUUAUGUUUUGGUUGUACUCUGCACCAAAGUCUUUGAUGAAUAAAAUUGCACAUUGAAUUGUA
Messenger RNA from Diachasma alloeum, 1795 nucleotides. Its product is annotated as tubulin beta chain. Gene Ontology annotation, molecular function: GTP binding; GTPase activity; structural constituent of cytoskeleton. NCBI's taxonomy places the organism in Eukaryota, Metazoa, Arthropoda, Insecta, Hymenoptera, Braconidae. The record is from RefSeq and is a predicted model, not a curated record. The transcript has 3 exons. Gene Ontology annotation, biological process: mitotic cell cycle; microtubule cytoskeleton organization. The coding region runs from base 99 to 1466 and encodes 455 amino acids. Gene Ontology annotation, cellular component: microtubule; cytoplasm.